This is a messenger RNA of Suillus plorans, 522 nucleotides long. RefSeq lists its product as uncharacterized. The record is from RefSeq and is a predicted model, not a curated record. The coding region runs from base 1 to 522 and encodes 173 amino acids. NCBI's taxonomy places the organism in Eukaryota, Fungi, Basidiomycota, Agaricomycetes, Boletales, Suillaceae. The transcript has 7 exons.
AUGGCCCCAGCACUGAAUGCGCGCCAGCUGAAAGAACCGAACUCUUUGGAUCCACUCGACAGUUGGCACAGUCCACUUUGGAUACCGUAUUCAGCGUAUGAGGAGAAAGGGCCGGAUACCCUCGCUUCCACUGGCUUGGAAGCUCUAAUUCUAAAGCGGAAAGAUGCAAAGCAGGAAAAAGCAAUUUGGGGGCUAGUGUUGCGUGAUGGCAUUCUCAAGUGCAUCGUACAGGACUCGAGUUCGAGACUCGGAGAAGGUUGCGUCAGCGAGAAUCUUAUUCACCAGUCCAAGUAUCUAGCGGUAGCAAUAACCUUAGGAAAUUAUCCGUCAGACCAGGAGUCAAAAAUAGUGCCGCACAAAAACUUUGACGUGUGCAAGACCGGUCUCACCUUUUGCUCUGGUCCCGGAAAGGGGAAACGUGGAAAACACCGCGUAGCCAAAUUCAUAUUUAGGUCCGCUGCCGAGAUAUUUUGCGGGACAGGAGAGUCGGAUGACUCGUUAUUUUCCUCUCCCGCCAAAUGA